AUGGGCGAUGGGUGCACAGGGGCCGGGGAUGGCACGGGCGCGCGACAAUUCCCGGAGGGCUUUGCCUGGGGGGCGGCCACGUCCGCGUACCAGGUGGAGGGGGGCUGGACGGAGGGGGGCAAGGGGCGCAGCAUAUGGGAUUUCUUCGCCCACACGGCGGGCAAGGUGGCGGGCGGCGGCAACGGCGACAUGGCGGACGACCAGUACCACAGGGUCGGCGAAGACGUCAGGCUGAUGGCGGACAUGGGCCUGCGGCACUACCGGCUGUCGAUCGCCUGGACGCGCGUCCAGCCGACGGGGACGGGGCCAGCCAACCCGGAGGGCGUGGCGUUCUACAACCGGGUCAUCGACGCGCUGAUCGCGGAGGGGAUCGAACCGCUGGUGACGCUCUACCACUGGGACCUGCCCCUGGCCCUGCAGGUUGAGCGCAACGGCUGGCUGGGCGGGGAUGCUGUGAUCGACGCCUACGUCGAGUACGCCCGCCUGUGCUUCACCCACUUCGGCGACCGCGUGAAGCGCUGGAUCACGUUCAACGAGCCCUGGUGCGUGGCUGUCCUGGGCUUCGGCACCGGCGAGCACGCGCCCGGGCGCAGCCGCGACCCCGGCAGGGAGCCCUACCUCGCCGCCCACCACAUCCUGCUCGCCCAUGCCCGCGCCGUUCGCCUGUACCGGCGGGACUUCAAGCCCUUUCAGGAGGGGUCGAUCGGCAUCACCUUCAACAGCGACUGGCGGGAGCCGUUGCCGGACGCGGACCCCCGCCGGUACAUGCGCAACUGCGAGGCCGCGGAGAGGACGAGGCAGUUCUUCCUGGCCUGGUUUGCCGACCCGGUGUACUUGGGCGACUACCCGGAGCUGAUGCGGGUGCGGUUGGGCGACCGUCUUCCCAGCUUCGGCGCCGGGGAGGCGGCGCUGCUGAGGGGCAGCGCGGACUUCUUCGGCCUCAACCACUACACGACAACUUACGUUUCGGUGGACGACACCAAUUCCGUUGGAUGGUUUUGCGAUCAAGGUUCGCAGUGGUCCAAUGACCCAAACUGGGCUGUGACUGACAUGGGCUGGGCGAUUGUCCCCUGGGGCCUUAGGAAGAUGGUGGGCUGGAUUCAGAAAAGGUACAGACCCCCUGGAGGAAUCAUCGUCACCGAGAACGGGUGCGCAUGUAAGGAGCAGGAUGCUGCAGUGGCCAAGUGUGACAAAUUGAGGGUGGAGUACCUGCGUGGCUACAUUUCCGAAUUGCACAAAGCCAUCGCCGAGGAUGGCGUGGACUGCCGCGGCUACUUCGUGUGGUCGCUGCUCGACAAUUUUGAGUGGGCUUUUGGCUAUACCAAGCGUUUUGGCAUUCAUUGGGUGAACUUCGAUACGCUGGAGAGGGUUCCCAAGGAGUCCAGCAAGUGGUUCGCCAAAGUCGUCGCAACGAAUGGCGUGCCUGCGGAUGAGUGA
Messenger RNA from Ostreobium quekettii, 1437 nucleotides. Lineage: Eukaryota; Viridiplantae; Chlorophyta; Ulvophyceae; Bryopsidales; Ostreobiaceae. The record is from the annotation of a GenBank genome assembly.